UGUGUGUGUGUGUGUGUGUGUGUGUGUCUGUCUGUCUGUGUGUCUGUGUGUGUGUGUGUGUGUGUGUGUGUGUGAACACUUUGUUUUGUGAGAUGACCGUGAACACAUCAUCCGGUCCACACACGAGCUCACAGACUGUCACCGGUUAUGACGUCAUGACCAUCAGCAAAUAAAUUCAAUUAUAAAUUAACAUGAAUUGUUUUAUUCUAACAUUCACUCACUGAGUUUAAAUAAAGCUUUUACUGUGAAGUUGAGCGGAAGUGGCGUGCCCGCUGUUGCUACCCAGCGUCCCGGGCCUCCCCCUCCCCCGGUUGGUCAGCUGACCGUCGGCCGGUCUGGUGACUGUCAAACCCCCGAAGCUCGCACCGUGACCGGACACCAGCACCACCAGGCCGAGGCCGGUCCCCGUGGCCCCGUUACCGGAGCUCCUGACCCGGACUGGUCCCCCGAAGCCCCCCGCUGUCACCUGGAGGCCGGAUCGUUGGCCUUAAACAAGCCGAGCUCGUCGCACCCAGGAUCGGACCCUCAGACACUCCGAGGCCGGUCAGCUGGUCGGUCUUUCACCGAUCCUGUGCGCCCCCAGCCGGCCCGCAGCCCCGGAAGCCCCCGCUGAGCGCCAUGGCCGUGCUGGAGCUCGCCAUGCAGGGACUGGCCGUGUUCGGCUUCCUGCUGUUCUUCGUGCUGUGGCUGAUGCACCUCAUGUCCAUCAUCUAUGUGCGUCUCCACCUCCACAAGAAAAGGUCGGAGGUCAAACAGCCGUUUGUGCAGCUGGCAGGAGUUUCUCUGCUGAAGCCUCUGAAGGGCGUCGACCCAAACCUGAUCUCCAACCUAGAGACAUUUUUUACACUGGAUUAUCCUAAGUAUGAGAUCCUGCUGUGCGUUCAGGAUCAAGAUGAUCCAGCUGUGGAUGUGUGUAAAAAGUUGUUGGGAAAAUAUCCAAACGUAGACGCACGAUUAUUCAUUGGGGGGAAGAAAGUUGGAAUCAACCCCAAGAUCAACAACCUGAUGCCGGGCUAUGAAGGAGCCAAAUAUGGUCUGGUCUGGAUCUGUGACAGCGGCAUCAGAGUGAAACCCGACACUCUGACAGAUCUGACCAAUCAGAUGACAGAGAAGGUGGGAUUGGUCCAUGGGUUGCCAUAUGUUGCCGAUCGCCAAGGCUUUGCCGCCACACUGGAGCAGGUGUAUUUUGGGACGUCCCACCCUCGCUCCUACAUCUCAGCUAACGUGACGGGGAUAAAGUGUGUGACGGGGAUGUCGUGUCUGAUGAGGAAGGACGUGUUGGAUCAAGCCGGCGGAUUGGUCGCCUUUGCUCAGUACAUCGCAGAGGAUUACUUCAUGGCUAAAGCCAUCGCUGACAGAGGAUGGAAGUUCUCCAUGGCGACACAGGUGGCGCUGCAGAACUCGGGGUCGUACUCCAUUGGUCAGUUCCAGUCCCGCAUGAUCAGGUGGACGAAGCUGAGGAUCAACAUGCUUCCUGGCACUGUGCUGGAGCCCGUCUCCGAGUGCUUCCUGGCCAGCCUCAUCAUUGGCUGGGCUGCUCAUUAUGUGUUCAGGUGGGACAUGAUGGUGUUCUUCAUGUGUCACUGUCUGGCCUGGUUCAUAUCUGACUACAUCCAGCUGACUGGAGUUCAGGGCGGCCCGCUGUGCUUCUCCAAGCUGGACUUUGCGGUGGCGUGGUUCAUCAGAGAGUCGAUGGCUGUGCAGAUCUUCCUGUCGGCUCUGUGGGACCCGACAAUCAGCUGGAGGACCGGACGCUACCGGCUGCGCUGUGGCGGCACCGCAGAGGAGAUCCUUGACGUCUAGUUACCACGGCAACCGCCUGCCCUUUCUUCCUCCUCUUCCUCAUAAAGGUGGAGAGGAGGAAGAGGAGGAGGCGUGAAAGAGACUGUUUGUUUUUGGUUUUUUUAAUGAGAAAAACUGAAGAGUGUGUGUGUGUGUGUGUGUGUGUGUGUGUGUGUGUGUUUGUUUAACUAUUUAUGUUCCUUUUGGUGCUAAAAAAACCCGAAAUGAUGCCAGAACAAGCCAAUGAGAGCGCAGGAUGGAAGGAAGAAAAACAUUUAAAAAAGGAGAAAAAGAAACGGGAGGGAGUGACGCAUCGCACUUAACAGCUGAUCUCUGAUCGACCAAUCAUUAGAGAGGAGCCAGUAUUCUCUCUCCUGAUUGGCUCCUGACAGUUUUCUGAAUGAACUAAUUGUGACUGAAGAUGAAACAGUUUGACGACGUCUGACGCCUCAGAGGAAACGUGUCGGCUGCGUUUCAGACGCUUCCCGUCAGUCGUCGUGACGUCCGUCUGUUUCAACAAAGGUUGGCGAGGACUGUGAAGCUUUCACUAAGACACAGUGCAGAUUGUGUUGUUGGUCCUGAACAGCUCCUGAUCCAGGUUCAGGCUCUGAUUGGUCAGAGGUCCGUCCCCUUCCUGUGUCCCUGAUUCCAGAAAUAAGGACAGAGACGAACAAGGUGCCAUGAGUCACCAGAGAUGCACCAACCGUCCAACCAAACUUCAGCCUGACCGGCCGAUCGGUCUCAGAUGUAGCCGAUCCUGCUCAGAUCAGAUCGACAUGCAGGCGCCACACGAUGGCGGGCGACACAAAGAGCAGCACGGACAGGAUGUGAUGUCAUCAGAGCCGCUGCAACUCUGUGUGAAGCUAACCAGCAGGCGUGGGUACACCACCCAAAUCUGUUUAGACCUGAUAAGUCGCUCACAAGUGUAGCAUAGAAAAGCUAAUGCUAACCGGUUCAUGUAAGUGGAUGGGAGAUGCUAAAAGGAUUAGCUUCUUAGCGCAGGAUGUGUAACUCAAUAAAACCACAAAUAUAGGUGGUCUACCCGUCUGCUAGUUAGCCGAUUAGUCAAGAUAACUAGCAGAUUACAGUUAAAUAACUCAAAAAUGUCACAUCAGAAAGCUAAUGCUAACUGUUUCGUGUAAGGAAAUAGAAAAUGCUAAAAUGAUCAGCGCCACAUUGCUGGAGGUAUAGUGAAAUAAAGUUAGGUGGUCGACCCCAGUCAACUGGUUAGCCUAGUUAGCUUUCUAACCAACCAGUGUCCAUCUGAUAGAUUAGAUUAAUUCUGUGGCGGACAAACGUUUAAAGCUCAUCUCUGGGAAAAAAACAAAAAGAUAACGUAACCUGAGCUGAUGUGACAGUGUUUCAGCAGCUGUUGUGAACGAGGUUUUCUAAAAGUUACCAACAUUUAUUUUCAGUGAGAUUUUUGUGGCUGUUUAAAGAAGUCUCCGGUGGCUCUACAGAGACAUAUCUAACAUGUCGGUGUGUGCGGUCAGUUGUAGUUCUUAAGAAGAAAAUGGGAGUUGGCAGGUCAGUGUUUUAAAAAAUCUGAAUCUGCCAGGAAUUCUGCAUUUGGCAGAUAAUCCAACAGGUCAGGAAAGUCACAGUUUGUGUUCGUACCAUUAUUUUUUCAGCAAACUACGUCUCUCGUCUCGCACGAUGUUCCAACAUUGUGUCACCAACAUGGCUGCCACCGUGGCCCAGGUGUAACCGUAUCAUUGAAUCCUCCAGUUCAGCAUUUUGGUCGUCGCCAUCUUUUUAUUUAUUUUUUUAUUUUAGUGACCAUAUUUGGAGGAGAAGGUGAGUUAACCCUAACACUAGCUGCUAGGUUGGUUAGCAUUUACAAAACUAUGGUUAAUUAUAAUGAUGCUAAUGCUAAUUCUUGCUAGCAAAAACAGGCUCAAAACCAUUGAGUUCAACCAAACGCUGAACAAGACUUUUUAGACGACCGAAACGUUACCGUUAAACUUUCAUAAACUGAAAACACACUAAUAUUGCAACAGCCGCACUUACACUCUUACGCCACGGUUACAUCACUUUCCCGAUGUUGUCGCCUUGUUAGCAACUUGUUAAUGAACGCAACCAAGCUGUCAAAGAGGCCCCGCCCCCUUAAUGAUGUGUACCUUUGAUCCUUAAUAAAAAGUAAACAGGUGAGUUCUGUAAAAGUCGUCAUGAAUGUUGAGAUGAUGUUUUUGUACCAGGCUGUAAACAUGUUUGUUUCUACAUGUUAGCGUGGAGCUCUGUGGGGACUGACUCACUGUUGGAGCCGGCCUCUAGUGGACGUGAGAGGAACUGCAGGUUUUGGAUUCAUGUUUCAGCCUCGGAGGACGCUGCUUGGUUUUUGUUAACCAGGAAGUGAAAUAACGAGCUCAGACUCGACCUCAGGCGUCGUAGCUUCAGAGAGACCCGUGUGACGCCAGUGUCGUGACUCGUGACGUCUUUCUGAUGACACAGCUUCACCGUCUCACAGUUUUACAACAAACUUUCACUUUGUUCAUUUGAUCAUCUGAAACACCUCAUGUCAAACUCGUGGCUCAGUUUAAACAGGGUCAGAAAAUCAGUUGUCUUUGACCGUUAACUACCGAACACAUUUUUCUCUGAAUAAUGUCCUGUGAUGGACGCAGGAAGGGGAGGGACUUGGCCUCUCUGUCGGGACAUGUGACGGACAUUUGUUGCUGAAACAAGUUUAAAAAUCAGAGGACAGACGGACAGAGGACAAAAACAUGAAUCGACAUUCUCUUCAUGUCCAGAGAAACAAGACGGGACUUCACUUCCUGUGUCUCACUUCAAACAGCUGAUCAAUCAGAUCAAUAACCAUUAAUGUCUCUCAGUUCGUCUCCUCUGUUCAUGUUUCUGAUUAACGGAGGAUCAACAUGAAAAACAUUGAUCUGAGCAGCUGUGAGGUUUAAACACACAAUCGGCCAAUAAGGACGGACGCUGAUCUCUGAUUGGCUGAUUUUUUUUUUUUAAACAAAAAACAGUCGACUGCGUUUACUAAAAUUAAUUUUUUAAAAACUGGAGAUAUUUUUUCUGACUUUCUUAUGUAUCUCUAAAACCGAAAUUAUUAUCCAAUAAUUAUUUUAAAAAUUUCAAAUGUUAUCGAGAAAACCUCAAACUGAACGAUCUUUGUUACCAAAAACUAUCUUACUAUAAAAAAUAGUAAACUAUUAUCGUAAUUAUGACACAUUUCAAAAUUACAAGAACUUUAACUCGUCCUUGUGAGAAUUGUUUCAGUGAGAAAAUUAGUGACCUGUAAUUCUAAAGAAUAACGACAUUGUUAUUUUGUGAAUACAAAAUCGGUAUCUCACAGUUUUGACAAAGUUAAAAGGAUCGCUGGAUUUUGGUCUCAUAGUUACUAAAGAAUUCCAAAGUGUAAAUAUUAUAGAAUAUAGAAUUGUCAUAAUUAUGAGGAUGAUUGGAACGUUAUCGGAUACAAAAUCAGUAACUUGUAAUCAUAAAAAAUAACUUAUAAGAAAGACAUCUUUGUGAAUACGGAACCAGCAUCACUUCACUUUAACAAAAAUGCUAUAAGUACGAGAUUUUUGUCUCAUAGUAACAAACUAAUUAUAAAAACAGUUGAAUUUGUAUUCUAGUUACAAAGAACUCCACGAGACGUCAUUAACGGAAGAGAUACGAAGUGUUAAUUACAAAAAAUGUCUUUAAUUUUUUUUCCCCAAACAAGUUUAAAUGUCGAGUUGCCACAAAAACGCAAGAUCAGCCAAUGAGAUCAGAGAAUUUUGUUGUUUUGAAAAUUCGUUUUCUAAUAUUGUUCACCCCCCCCCCCCCAAAAAAAAAGGAAUCUCAAUUCAGCACUGAACAAACUCCAGUAUUCUGUGACGUUCUAAUGGUCGCAACAUUUCACGUAAAUCACAAAACAUCAAAACAAACACAAACAUAAACAAACACAGGACCAAAUAAAUAAAUAUUAAAGGAAAAAACACAUUUCUGAACUUGAGUCUGAACACUGAAGUGUGUGUGUGUGUGUGUGUGUGUGUGUGUGUGUGUAUUAAAGCUGUGUUGCUUUACUGUUAGCCAUUAGCUGUUAGCGUAGCCACAGGGGGUUUGGUUGAUGACGUCAGCUGGGUGUCGGACGAACCCGUCGCCGUCGUCCAAUAGGAUUGUUAGGAUUCUUAUUUGUUUAUUGUUGUUUUUUUUUUUAAUUAUGAUGAUCUGCUGUAGUCUGCGAACCGACCAAUCACAGCUGAGGAUUGUGUCAACACAGGAACAAUAAAGUUUUAUCCUUUGAAAGCUGAAA
This is a messenger RNA of Epinephelus moara (kelp grouper), 6034 nucleotides long. It is a transcript of the gene ugcg, whose product is annotated as UDP-glucose ceramide glucosyltransferase. The record is from RefSeq and is a predicted model, not a curated record. Lineage: Eukaryota; Metazoa; Chordata; Actinopteri; Perciformes; Serranidae. Bases 619 to 1803 code for a protein of 394 amino acids. Gene Ontology annotation, biological process: glucosylceramide biosynthetic process. Gene Ontology annotation, cellular component: membrane. Gene Ontology annotation, molecular function: ceramide glucosyltransferase activity. The transcript is spliced from 10 exons.